Messenger RNA from Micromonas commoda, 666 nucleotides. RefSeq lists its product with no specific name. Gene Ontology annotation, cellular component: nucleotide-excision repair factor 1 complex; nucleus; ERCC4-ERCC1 complex. Bases 1 to 666 code for a protein of 221 amino acids. NCBI's taxonomy places the organism in Eukaryota, Viridiplantae, Chlorophyta, Mamiellophyceae, Mamiellales, Mamiellaceae. The transcript has a single exon. The record is from RefSeq and is a predicted model, not a curated record. Gene Ontology annotation, biological process: UV-damage excision repair; meiotic mismatch repair; mitotic recombination. Gene Ontology annotation, molecular function: damaged DNA binding; single-stranded DNA binding.
AUGUUGCUGACUUCAACACUCGAAUCAAGAAACUCCGAACUUGCGAAACAUGCGAACGCUGGUGACUUGUUGAUUAUAUCGCGAAGUCAGACAGGAAACGGACUGGUUCAUCGCCUCCAUAAUGUUUGCUGGGCGAUCGAUUAUAUAAAUCCCGAUUUCGUAUUUUCUUCGAGCUCCUGCGCACUUUUUGCUUCUUUGAAGUUUCAGUCCCUUCAUCCAACACACCUGCACACUCGAGUUUGUGGUUUGAGCGACUCUUACGCGUUGCGCAUCGUCGUUUGUCUUGUUGAUGACGAAGAUGAGAAUAGUUCGUUGCCCGAAGUAAACAGGUCCGCUGGUCUUGGUGACUGCGCUUUGGUUUGCGCAUGGAGCCUUGAUGAGGCCGCAAGGUACAUUGAAUUCUUUCACGGGUGUGAAAGAUUCAUAGGGAGUUCCAAGGAGAGUUACAACGACGAUUACAUGACCCAGCUUCACGAAGCCCUGAGUUGCUCGCACGGUGUCCACAGAGUCGAUGCAGCGACACUUGCCACGCGGUUUGGGACUUUCGCCUGCAUAUUACGCGCAACGCAUAAAUCACUACUGUCAAGUCCAGGCCUUGGAGUUACGAAAGUGGUUCGACUGUCUGAAACGUUCCACACGCCGUUGCAACUCGCAUCGCAUUUCUAG